Molecule: messenger RNA, 1189 nt
Organism: Triticum dicoccoides
Lineage: Eukaryota; Viridiplantae; Streptophyta; Magnoliopsida; Poales; Poaceae
Exons: 4
Coding region: 164-964 (266 amino acids)
Source: RefSeq, a predicted model, not a curated record
UCACUUCCUCCUCCCUCACCCGCAGAACCCUAGCCGCCUUCUCCUACAACACCUCAGCCGCCUCCUCUCCCUCUCCACCCAGCCGCCCCCUUCCCCCUCUCCUCGACUCGGCUCGAGUGCGCACUCGAGCCAAUCCUCCGCGCCGCCUCCUCCUCCCAUCCGCAUGGUCGUCGCCGCCGCCGAAGCGCAUGGUCGCUGCCGCCAUUCGUCUCUUUCUUCCCACAACGCCUCCCCAUCCUCCAUCAGCCGUCGCUGUGCGCCGUUGUUUUGGACCGGUCGGAGGUCGCUGCAAAGGAGCAGAGGAGGACGACAGUGGGGGGAAGCAGCAGAGGAGGAGGGGAGCAACAGCCAUGCCAGUCGGCGCGCAUCUAAUCGCAAUGCGUGUAGCUGCAGCAAGCUGAAGACGUGGCCCUCCAUGAGCGGCAGUCAGCACGAGGUCGGGGUGGAGGGCCAUGAGCACCAGGAGGCGCGUCGAGGGGCACCAGGAGGCACCAUGGUCAUUGUGGGAGCACGCCAAACCCGAAGGCCAUCACCAGCCGUUGUCCAUGCCCCAGAGCUUAGAAAAAAAGGAGUUAAAGUUUCAGCCAUGAUUGAGACGACGUUCUUCUCCCUCAACGCGCGCCGUGGCGAUCCCUCCUCGUCGCUACCCUUCUCCUUGACUCGGCGGGAUGAGGGGAGCAGGGGCAGCAGCCAGUCGCUGCCCAGUAGCAAAGGAGGACGACGGUGGGGGGAAGGAGCAGAGGAGGACGUCACCUGGGAAGGAGCAGAGAAGCUGGUGUUCCAAACGGCGCUUGCGUCACGUGCCGGACGCUACUCGUGGGCCCUCGUCAUCGUCCCCAAUUUAGGCAUGAUGUAUGAAAAUCUGAAAAGCAGAGAAAGAAUCCCGACGAAGAGUUUGGUGAUGGGGAAUAGGAUGAGUUCUUUCUCUCUUUCAUCCACGUUUGUUCCUACAUUUUUAUUUUGAUGUUAUGGUUUAUUCUAUCCCCUCUUAGAUUAAACUUCUUUGAACCAUCUAAAUCUCUUUGUUCAAUGACUCUGAGUUUACCACUCCUUGUAUCUUAACCUUCUUGCUUCAGCAGGGUUAGUUGUUGGGUCAUCUGUGUUGUUGACUAUGUAGGUUAGGUUCCUUCCCACUCCCUUUUGGGUUUCUUCCUGUUGGAAGUGAUGUGGCCUAAUUCUUUCUUUUUCA